This is a messenger RNA of Clupea harengus (Atlantic herring), 2905 nucleotides long. RefSeq names its product transcriptional regulator protein Pur-beta-like. Gene Ontology annotation, cellular component: nucleus. Gene Ontology annotation, biological process: regulation of transcription by RNA polymerase II. The record is from RefSeq and is a predicted model, not a curated record. Gene Ontology annotation, molecular function: RNA polymerase II transcription regulatory region sequence-specific DNA binding; DNA-binding transcription factor activity, RNA polymerase II-specific; purine-rich negative regulatory element binding. Lineage: Eukaryota; Metazoa; Chordata; Actinopteri; Clupeiformes; Clupeidae.
GUUGGCUAGCUGGUUAUGGUGAAGAUGGCGGAUGGUGACAGUGGGAGUGAGCGCGGUGGAAGCAGUGGUGGCGGAGGGGGUGGAGGUAGUGGAUUUCACUAUCAGCAGAGAGAUCAAGAGACGCAGGAACUGGCAUCGAAGCGUCUCGACAUUCAAAAUAAGCGAUUCUAUUUGGAUGUAAAGCAAAAUGCGAAAGGCCGCUUCAUUAAGAUCGCCGAGGUUGGAGCCGGUGGCUCCAAAAGUCGGCUGACACUUUCUAUGUCAGUCGCGGCAGAAUUUCGUGACUACCUGGGCGAUUUUAUAGAACACUAUGCCCAACUUGGGCCCAGUAGUCCAGAACAAAUCGCACAGUCUUCCGGCGGUGACGACAGUGGCCCGAGAAGGGCACUGAAGAGCGAAUUCCUGGUCAGAGAGAACAGGAAAUACUACCUCGAUCUAAAGGAGAAUCAGCGGGGGAGGUUUCUCCGAAUUCGACAAACCGUCAACCGUGGGCCAGGGUUCGGUGUUGGAGGAGGAGGAGGAGUACCUGGGGGAGGCAUGCAAUCUGGACAAACAAUCGCUCUUCCUGCUCAAGGUCUGAUUGAAUUUCGUGACGCUUUGGCCAAGUUAGUAGAUGAUUACGGAGGAGAUGAUGACGAGUUGGGUGGAGGUGGGUGCGCUGGGGGCUAUGGGGAGCUUCCUGAGGGUACUUCCAUCAUGGUGGAUUCCAAACGAUUCUUUUUUGACGUUGGAUCUAACAAGUAUGGCGUGUUUCUGCGAGUGAGCGAAGUAAAGCCCAGCUACAGAAACUCAAUUACGAUUCCAUUUAAAGCCUGGGGCAAGUUCGGAGGUGCAUUCUCCCGCUACGCCGAUGAGAUGAAAGAGAUUCAAGAAAAGCAGAGGGAUAAAAUGUACGAGAGGAGAGAGGAGGAAUCGGAAGGAGACGACGUUGAUGACGACUGAUACAGUCAGCUGUUGAAAUGAAUGACCAGUUUCCAUCGCCAAUCUGAGAUAAAAUUGGACCGACCUCAAUAUGCUUGAUGAAUUGAGCACUGUUUAUAUCAUGAUGAGAAAAGUUUUGACUGCGCAAAUUCAAUAAUUUAGACAAGUGGCUAGAAGGUUAGAAUGCUAAAUGACUGCAUUGGCUACUUCAGUAGUUAGACCUACUCGAGAAAAAAAAAUUGGAAGUUUUAUGUCAAGGUAAACCCCUCACCCCUAUAACUCAAGUGUUCGUAUGUAGGAAUAACACUGGUCUCCCGUUGUGAGAAUGUCAAUGUGUUUCUAAUGUGUAUUUAGGCUACCAGAAUGGAGGAAAAAAUGGUGUUAACCAGCAUCUAGCCUUAUCUUAGCAUUUGCCCAUCCCACCUUGUGGUUUUGUUUUUAUACAUUUUUUUCAAUUUUUUUUUUUUUUAAAGAUCCGCAGUGGAUUUGGGGGGCUUACAGACAUUUCUAUGGGAAACUAAUUGCCAUUAUUCAGUAUGGAGUAUACUAGGACUUAUAGUAGGAUCUCCAAGGCAUGUUCACUAGCUCUCCAUACAACACUUCUGAUCAUCUGAGCUGAGAUGUAGUUGAUAGGAAUAUGAACAUCACUCAAUCAAGAUUAUAUACCUCCUCAAACAUGGAGUGGUGAUUUUGGUGCUCAUUCAUUUGUUUGUCUUUACUUUUUUAAAUGUCAAGAUUAAUUGUAGUCUUGGAUUUAGUUCUAUAAAUUGAACCACCCCUGUAAAUGUCAUAAUUGAUCCAUAAGAAUUAAUGUAGUUUCUGAAUUCAGUCAACACUGAAUGUCCUCAGACAAAUGAUUGAGAUGAGCAGAUUAAACGAAGCACAAUUGUAGUGUGUUGGAUGGACAGAGGCUGGGUCCAGGAGCACGUGAAAAAAGGGAAUUGAAUACAUUUGAAAUUAAGACAGAAGAAACUGGAAAGAGAAUUAUACUUUAAGGUAACUAACCAAGUUAGAAGAUAGUUAUUUUUAAAAUGCAUAGAAAAAAAUAUAUAUAUAGAACUAUAUUUAUAUAAAUAUAUAUAUGAAAGAUGCAUAUAAAUGCUUCCUCAACAAGCUUAUUGAAACACAUUGAGCUCAGAUGCAAUUAUCCCCUGGGAAAUAAUUCUUAUUGAGUUUACGUCAACAUGACAUUUGUACUGUUUCUUUUAUCCUGAGUGUAAGUGUGACACAAUACAAAACAUGUCAGCUUGUGUCCUCAUAGCUUAGAAUGGCUUCAGUCUAUUAUUUCUUUAAACAAUUGUAGUUUAAGUUUUUGUUGGAAGUUAGUCCUGCUUUUGAACAUUUAACAUUAAGUUCAUGUCUUACUUGGAUAGAACCUUCCUGGAACGGAUUCGGUGCUGAUCUGGUACAGAAUCUCUUCCAGGGUCCGUUACAGUCUGGGUUGGCUAUUGUUUUCAGUUCAGGUGCAAGACAUCAAACACGAGCCCUCUUUAUGUCCUCCAUGCUACUCUUGAGACUAUUUUUGAAACUGCAUGCCUCUUCUGUUUUGGAACUGCCUUGUGUUUCUCAGUUACAGUUGCUGUAUGGUAAUAUUUAUCAGUGGACUUUUAAAGUUUUGAUUUGAUGGUUUUGAAAAGAAGAAAGAGUAACAAUGUUUACCUGAGUUUAACCUCUAAAUUGUGGCGUUUGUUGCAUUUGAGGGGGAAAAAAAGAUGAACUGUCCAUUGAGCUUGAUGUGAACCUUUUCUUUACCUUUUUGUUUAAUUUAAUUUGUCAUUGCAGCAAAGAAUUUGUCAUCUUAACCACCUGGGAGCAAUACUAGAGUAUUUUCUAUUAAUAAUAUGUAUUAGUUUUCUCUACAUCUUUAUUUCUGUACUGUGUUUUGUGAAAUGGCAGCUGUUUCAGUCGUGUGCUCUGCUGUAAAAAAAAAAAAAAAAACUACCAACGUCCUUUCAAAAAGAAAUAAAAGUCUUUGCUGAAUAAA